This is a messenger RNA of Habropoda laboriosa, 636 nucleotides long. RefSeq names its product ceramide-1-phosphate transfer protein. The coding region runs from base 1 to 636 and encodes 211 amino acids. The record is from RefSeq and is a predicted model, not a curated record. The transcript has 4 exons. Gene Ontology annotation, cellular component: membrane; cytoplasm; cytosol. NCBI's taxonomy places the organism in Eukaryota, Metazoa, Arthropoda, Insecta, Hymenoptera, Apidae. Gene Ontology annotation, molecular function: ceramide 1-phosphate transfer activity; ceramide 1-phosphate binding. Gene Ontology annotation, biological process: intermembrane lipid transfer; ceramide transport.
AUGGCGGAGGGCUCGGAAUUGAUGUUUUUCGAUCUGAGACUGGUCCACGAUCACUUUGACCGUGCUCUCGUUCAAGAGGACGACGUUGAUCUCAAAGCCUACCUGGAUGCCUACAAUGAACUCUACAAAUUUUUCCAACUCAUGGGCACUGUUUUCGGCUUUGUCUCCUCUGACUUGAAGCAGAAGAUUGAAAUUCUGAUCGAAUUGGUGAACAAGGAUGAACAGAAUUAUACCACAGUCAAGUCCAUGAUCGAAUAUGAGAAGGAGAGCAACAUGUUGGACAAGGGAGACCAUACGAAUGGUGCUCGAACUCUGCUGAGACUUCACAGAGGAUUAGAUUUUAUUAGGGAAUUUUUAAGGCAACUUGGUGAUCUGUCAGAUUGCGAUAAAACCUCCAGCUGUUGCCAAGAUGCUUAUAAUAAAACACUGGCCAAGCAUCACCCGUGGGUAAUCAGAAAGGCUGCAAUAGUUGCCAUGUAUACAAUGCCCAGCAGAGAGCUUUUAUUCAAAAAGGUCUGCGGUGCAAAUGUCCAAAGGAACGUCGACGUCUUGCCAAAAAUGUUAGAAGUAACAGCCGACGUGUUCAACCGUACGCAUAAUCUCUACGAGAUCCAUGAACUCCACAAUCUGCCAUAA